Messenger RNA from Paramuricea clavata, 903 nucleotides. Lineage: Eukaryota; Metazoa; Cnidaria; Anthozoa; Malacalcyonacea; Plexauridae. The record is from the annotation of a GenBank genome assembly.
GGAGUUCUGCCGUUUGAAAAGAAAGUUCCGCUAUUUGAAAUUGGAGAUCUGCUAUUUGAAAGGAAUGCUCCGCUAUUUGAAAAGGGAGUUCUUCUAUUUGAAAAGAAUGCUUCGCUAUUUGGAAAGAGUGUUCUGCUACUUGAGGAGAAAGUUCCGCUAUUUGAAAAGAGAGUUCUGCUACUUGAGGAGAAAGUGCCGCUAUUUGAAAAGGGAGCUCUGCUAUUUGAAAAGAAUGCUCCGUUAUUUGAAAAGCGACUUCUGCUAUUUGAAAAGAUUGCUCCGCUAUUUGAAAAGGGAGUUCUGCUAUUUGGAAAGAAAGUUCCGCUAUUUGAAAAGGGAGUUCUGCUAUUUCAAAAGAAUCCCCCGCUAUUUGAAAAGGGAGUUCUGCUAUUUGAAAAGAAUCCUCCGCUACUUGAAAAGGGAGUUCUGCUAUUUGAAAAGAAUGCUCCGCUAUUUGAAAAGGGAAUUCUGCUAUUUGGAAAGAAUGCUCCGUUAUUUGAAAAGGGAGUUCUGCUAUUGGAAAAGGGAGUUCUGCCGUUUGAAAAGAAAGUUCCGCUAUUUGAAAUGGGAGUUCUGCUAUUUGAAAAGAAUGCUCCGCUAUUUGAAAAGGGAGUUCUGCUAUUGGAAAAGAAUGCUCCGCUCUUUGAAAAUGGAUUUCUGCUAUUUGAAAAGAGAGUUCUGCUACUUGAGCAGAAAGUUCCGCUACACGAAAAGAGACUUCUGCUACUUGAGGAGAACGUUCCUCUAUUUGAAAAGGGAGUUCUGUUAUUUGAAAAGAAUUCUCCGCUACUUCAAAAUGGAGUUCUGCUAUUUGAAAACAAUUCUCCGCUAUUUGAAAAGGGAGUUCUGCUAUUUGAAAAGAAUGCUCCGCUAUUUGAAAAGGGAGUUCUGCUAUUUGAAUAG